AUGGCGGACUUAUCCUUUUGCCCGAAGAAAAGAAAGUUGUCAAAGAAAGAAAGAAAAAUGAUGUACAAGAAAGGAAAGAAAAGCGCAAAAACACAGGGCAUAGGUGUGAUGUCUCGUCAACGAUUUACACUGCCAUCUUUGUGGAAAAGUGAAAGACAGCAAAGGGAGACGUGCAAAGUUGUUGAUUACUAUUCACCUGGAAAAACGAAGUAUAGAACACAGGGUGCUGUAAGAGAACAGCUUCGUUGUAGGAAUAUGAAUAUGUGCUUUGACGAAAUCGAAGAAACAUCGUCACAGACUUCGGGUGACAGUAGCGACGAAUACCAACCGCACAAUGAGUCUGGGGGAUCAACCUUAGUAUCUAAUAAGGGUAUGGAAGUUGAACGGCUCUUGGCGGUGUGCAAGUCUACACAAAUAACCAAACUUGUGGAUGACAUCAACAUGACUUCUCGAUGCUCUAGCAAUGGAUGCAAUGGUAUGUUUAAUUGA
Messenger RNA from Paramuricea clavata, 489 nucleotides. Lineage: Eukaryota; Metazoa; Cnidaria; Anthozoa; Malacalcyonacea; Plexauridae. The record is from the annotation of a GenBank genome assembly.